This is a messenger RNA of Hemibagrus wyckioides, 9352 nucleotides long. RefSeq lists its product as uncharacterized. The record is from RefSeq and is a predicted model, not a curated record. The transcript has 4 exons. Bases 3111 to 3947 code for a protein of 278 amino acids. NCBI's taxonomy places the organism in Eukaryota, Metazoa, Chordata, Actinopteri, Siluriformes, Bagridae.
UUGGUGUAUAACUCAUCCAGUUGAGGUUGUAAGUAAUUUAUUUUUGUUUUGUCUUCUGUAUUCCACUCUGUCUUUUGAUAGAGCCUUAAUAGUUCUCUCACUAAAUUUGCUUCAUAUGCCUUUCUUUGAUCAUUUAACAUUCUACUAAAAGUGAUUGAAAGUUUUCUUAUUUCAAUUUUCAAAUAUUCCAUUUUUUUAUUGAAGUUAGCAGCUUGUUGUCUUUUUUGAUAGUCUAAAUCAUUUUUUUUUACCUGAUUGCAGUAGUCCUCAUUAUGUAGUAGACUUGCAUUAAACUUCCAGUACCCUUUGGAUUUGUUAGAAUUAUCUUUUUUAGCUAACUUUAAAUAGAUUAGACAAUGAUCACUGAAUGGUCCAUUGGAAAUCCUUGUUCCUCUAGUAUGUUCUAAACUCAGGGUUGAUCCUAACCACAGGUCAAUUCUAGAUUUUGCUCUACCAUUAGGUUUGAACCAGGUGAACCGUUGAUCAUUUCCAUUGAAUACUCUCCAUAUAUCCAUUAGGACAUGAUCACUGAUAAAGCUCUCAAAGCUUGUUGUGAUGUUGUGAGGUUCUUGCUGGCCAUCUAUCCAUUACUUCAUUUGGAACCAUAUUAAAGUCACCACCCACUACAACAUACUCAGUAGAGUAGUUCCUUUUCAGUUCCUCUACAGUUACUGUUAUUUGGUGCAAUAACGCUUUGUUUUUAACAUCAUUAUUAUAACCAUAAACAUUUACUAAAAUAAAAGGCACAUUUUCAAUAUCCAGUACCACUGCUAGCCAGUGUCCUUCAUUAUCUGCUCUCACAGUUAGAAGUUUACCUGGGCAUCUAUUGAGGCCAAUAGCCACCCCUGCUGCCCGAUUUGUACCUUGACUAAAAAUGAUUUUAUCUCCCCAUUGCUGAGACCAAUAUUUGACAUCUGAUAUAUCAGAAUGUGUCUCUCCUGGACACACAGUUUGCUUUUGUGAUUUACAAAAUAAAAAAUACUGCUUUAUGCUUGAUUAGGGUUGCAAAGGGACGGAAGAAUUCCACGGAAUUUACAGAAAUGUACGGGAAUUUAUGGGAAUUUUUGUGAAUUAAUGGGAAUUUAUUUAAAUUAUUUAGAAAUUUGGGGAAAUUUAUAUAAACUGUAUAUACACACAUAAAUAUAAACAUUUAGUUUGGUCAGAAGCUGAUAAGCAAGCAAAAUAAUGCAUGAAUGAGAUUUUUGACUUUGAUUUAAUUGUAAGUAAAACUUACAAUUAAUUCUUUCAUUGAACAACACAAAAGCAUAAAUAUUGAAUGCAAAAAAAACAAACAUAUUUCCUCAUGUUUGCUGUAAAAUGAAAGCAAGCCUCACUCUUUCCCAUUCCAAAAAAGUCCCAUUCAAAUCUGUAAUCGUCAGGUUCAUAUGCAGAACUGUGGCUUCAAUAUUCUUGUGUUGGUCAGAGCCUGGAGAAUUAGGAGGAAUUCCCCCCUUAAGUGAAUGAGGGGGAUUCUGUAUGUGUGUCUGUGUGUGUGUGUGUGUGUGUGUGUGUGUAAAGUUUGAGGUCCUAGGGUCUUUUUUCUUUUGACAUCAUUGAACUGUGGUGAAAUAAAGUCCAGUUGGUUUUCCAGUUUAAAAAACAAACAAACCUUUAAUUUGGGACUCGUUUCUCUAUCGUUCAGAAACUUUCUUCUGCCUAACUCACCAUCUUACUGGAAGCCCAUUUACUCAUCUAUCUGUCAGGCAUGCAUUCCCAGAUCCACGACGCCACUUCCUGUUUCCUCCAUUUUAUGCUGGUCAGCCCUAUAUAAUCCAGCGGGCUGCACAUGCUCCUUGUCAGAUGGUCUCUUCAGCCUGCCUUGUGAGAGAGUAGUACUAACCACUUUUCGUCAAAGUGUAUUUUGACAGGUCUUGGUGAAAGGUCGUCCAAUCAGAACACACCACGUCAUGAAGUCCCGCCCCCCUUUCAUCCAAUCAGAACGCAUUGUGAUAGGAAGUCCCGCCUCCUUGUGACCAAUGAGAUUCUUCUAUUUUUUUUUAUUAUUCUUCUUCCCAAUUUUUUGAAUAUCCGUUCACGCGCACAAGGGUUCCGUUCGCGCGCUUCAGGGUGUGUGCAAAAGUUUUCGGACAGUGCGCGAGGCUGGCCGCGGGAAUGCGAGGCCGAAAGUUUUCGGACAGUGCGCGAGGGUGCGUUUCAUGCGGCUGUGUCUUUAACUUAUGUUGUGAUUUUAAACAUUUUAUUAAUAACCUUUAUUUUUUUUAUUUGUGAAAUGUAAACGGUUAUAUGCAAAAAGAGGAUUAAUGGCGUAUCACGGGAGUUCUAUUAUCAACGAAACCCUUAUAUCGAUUUAUCAAGAUUCUGGCAAAGAGGGUCCGUGGAAAAGCAGCGCGUGUCUUCGUUGUACUCAGGCACCGCCAUCGGAUCCGUUGUGCAAGGAAUGGCCUUUGGAUUCCGGGGGCCGAUGGGGUUAUGUGUUUAGAUACAAAAUAGGGGAAUUGCACCUUUAUCAGUUGAACUGUGGAGAGACGGUCCCGAGGCGUCCGGCUUCGUUAUCCUCUAACGACUGGGGUGUGUUAAAGAAGGUCUUCCUUGAGAAUUUUAGUGAUAGGAAGUCCCACCCCCCUUUGGACCGCCCCGUGCAAAUGUCAGGCUGAAAGUUUUCGGACGGUGCGCAAAGCCGGCCGUGCCCUCUCCCCCCCUUCACCCCCUUGGCGCACGAGAUGGGGUUUCAGGCAGCUGUGCCUUGAACUUAUGGUGUGAUUUUAAAUCUUUUAUUAAUAACCUUUAUUUUUUAUUUGUGAAACGUAAACGGUUAUAUGCAAAACAAAAAUAUUUUUAAAUCAUGCAUCACAUUUUAUUAUAUCCUCAUACUCUCUUUUGCAACCUGAAAAUUAUAUUUUAAUUUAAGUACCAGGAUUCAUUCUGAUUCUCGCGGCCGCAGACCGCGUGUUGGUGUCGGAUGGUACUCUUCUACCUUCUGAAAUGAUGAUAUGAAGUGAUAGAUGUAUAUGGUCAAGAACUUGUGGCAGGUGUGUUGGGGGAAAAAUGCUCAAGAACUUUUGGGUAUAUAAGAAAGGAAACGCUCCGACAUUUUCCAGGAAGAAAUCCAAGGGAUCAACAUUUUCCAGGAAGAAAUCCAGGGGGUCAACAUGAUGGUUCAUGCUAUAAAAGUUCAAGCCGACGUUCACAGGGUACCCGACUUUCAGGUUACCGCGGAAGAACUAGAGGGUAUUAGCCUCAGUCAGACUGAACCAGAUUUUACACGCGGCAUAAAUCCUGAUGAGUUUUACAGGGAGCCGGGGAACGACAGCCUCGUGGAGGAUCUGGAUUUAAUUCUAACAGGGGCUUCACCUGUGAGGACAUCGCCAGCGAUCUCACGAGAUCGACGUGUUCAGCACGCUCCUCCGAGAAGCGGAGACCCCGUGAUCGAAAUAUUACCGACUCCGACACCGCGAGUCGCAAGCGUGAUGCCCAUCUUAAAAGCCUGCGACACGCCCCGGCGAGCGAAGGGACUGAAAUUCGUCAGUAAGAGCCCGUCGAUAGUGAAGAGGUUGUUUACAGGUAUGUCUUUUUUUAUCUUGGAUAUUUUAUAUAUAAAACCUGAAACGUUUUUCAACUAUCUGUUUUCCGGUAAAUAUGUGGUUGAGUAUUUUGAUAUUCUGGAUGAUUGGAGAGCGUUGAUCAGGUGGAGAUACGGCGAGCGUUGCGUUCAGUCUCCGGGUAAAAGGAGUAACGUCUUCAUAGUGGCGUUCACAACAGCGUACACGCGUCUCAAGAUGUAUGACUACAUGGAAAGGUUGAGGGAGAGGGUUCUGUACACCGACACAGACAGUCUGAUUUAUGUGGUGAAGGAGGGGGAGAUGCCUUUAGAAUUGGGAAAUUACCUAGGCGAGCUGACCGACGAAUUGGACGGGGAUAGCAUACAAGAGCUUGUGUCCACGGGGCCCAAGACCUUACGCCUAUCAAAGGAUAAAAAAAAGUGGUGAUGCACGUCAAAGGCAUCACGCAGACCCUAGAAUGCUGUGAGAGGGUCAACUUUGACAGCGUCAGAGAUCUGGUGGAGGAUUACUUAAGGAUCUCUGGGGAAGCGGGGGUUAUCGAGAUUCCUCAGCAGGGGAUAACUCGUGAUAAAAAGGGCUUCUCGUUAAAAAACUCGUCAUUUCAGAAAAAGCUUCGGGUUGUAUGCGACAACAGACAACUCUUUCCAGACAAUACUACUCUACUGUUCGGAUAUUAACCGAAUAUAAUUUAUAGAGGGGCAAAUAAAUAAAAUGUCGCAUCUCGAUGUUAUAGAAAAAACAGAUUUCGAACACAGGUUCGUCUGUCCUUUCUCUUGUAUGAUAGCGGGCCCUAGUGGGUGUGGGAAAACCUAUUUUGUGAAAAGUGUAUUGGAAAAUUGUGAGAGUGUCAUGAACGUAGUCCCCGAAAACAUUGUGUGGCUCUACACUUCUUACCAGCCUAUGUACGAUGAAUUGCAAAAGAUGAAUAAAAAGAUUAAAUUUGUCAAAGGGCUUCCUGAUUCUUUCGAAGAUGAAAGCCUGUUUCCUCACGACUUAAACCAUUUGAUCAUUCUGGACGACGUCAUCUUUCAAGCGUCUGAGCAUCCUGAAGUGGUUAAAAUUUUCACUCAGUACAGACAUCACAGAAACAUGAGCGUCAUGAUGCUGACUCAGAACGUGUUUCAGCGAGGUAAGCACAACCGUACCAUCAGUCUGAACUGUAAUUAUCUGGUAAUGUUUAAAAGCCCUCGGGAUAAACUACAGGCGAGCGUAUUAGCCCAUCAGAUCUUUCCCUCACAAAACGGUUAUUUCCUGGAAAGCCUCGAAGAUGCUACAAGAGGUCCUCACGACUAUUUAAUCGUCGAUCCUCACCCCGACGUACCCAGAUCGCUACAGGCUGAGGACUGGGCUGCUUCCUCAUCAGAGAUCUCUUUAAACCUUCUCAAGGGUAACAUCCCCUUAACCCCUUCGCAAUACAAAAAACUCAAAAAGUGAAGAAAAAUUAUCAGGCUGUUGGCGGAUGAAAAAACCUGUUUAAAGAGCAAACGCAGGGUUCUGAAGAAACAGACGGGCGGGUUUCUUUUACCUUUGCUCUUGACCAUCAUACCCCUGAUCAGGAAUCUUAUCAGAGGACUCUCUAGUAGACAGUAAAAAAAAAAAAAAAAAAGACUUUGAAGAAAGCUCAGAAAAUAUUUCUCGUCUCUCCCCGUCGAUUAAACGGUAUGACACGACCUACGGUCAGAGAAACGCCCAAAGACGAUUUGGACGGUAAAAUGAGGGAGGUAUUAAACGAACAAGGGUUGAGUUCUUAUGAAAAAAUAAAAAAAUACGACGCUUUGCUGCGGAGAUAUUUGACAUUGCUGAAGCAGGAUCAACGAGACGAGCGUAGGGUUACUCUGACGUUAUGGGGGAGAAACGUGGAUGGAGAGGAGGAGGAGGAGGAGGGGGAUGCACUUUCCUAUAAGAAAGAAAAUCACCCCCUCCCACAGGUUGGUCGCAAUUUUUAAAUACUCUAUCGGAGCUGAACAUCCCUUUAUCUUGGGUGAAUAACCCACAUUCUCAUGAUCAAUACCGCUCCCUGAAGGAGGGAUUAAAAACACAUCGUGAAAGGACCUCGGAGAAGAAGAAUCCGUCGUCAUCCCCGCCUUGGAUCACGCCCUCGGAGCCUCGCACUUCUAAGAAGCUCAGGAGCAGAAAACGAAUCAUUCUGUCCCCUCGGUGGAUCGAGUAUUUACAAUAAUAAUAGACAGAGACAAUUAUUUCAUCAAUAAAGAGGUUUAUUAGACAAAUCAUUAUGUGUACGGUCUUUCAUUUUCACAACUUGUUUUCAUAAGUCGAUAAAGAACAACAACGCUGCCCCCCUCUUUUAUUUUUAACCCCACAUUUUUUCACAAAAUCACGCACCAUAAUAUCAUUUUUUACAACGUCCUCCUCGUACAGAGACAAUACUUGUUCGAAAGAUAAGCCUCUGGCUCGGUGGUAAAGAUAAUAGAUGCAGUGCUGACUGCAUAUGGUAGACAGUCGAUGUUGCAAUUGUCCCGUGUGAUACUUGAUGUUUUCAGAGCAUUUUUCCAAAAACUCCAGGAUGGUCGAGGGGAAGUACAAGAAUUCAGGAGAUGAUCCGUAAGAGUUGAGAAAGGUAGCUUCCCCAUCUUUUUCCAGGGUUAAAGCCAGCCAGUGUUCCCCGGGCAUGUGAGAAGGAUGUGUGUUGACCACGAAAUACGUGGGGCGUGUGAAGGAAGCGCUCAGAGAGGGUAAGUGGUCGGAAGCCCACACGCCGCAAAACACUUUUCCUGGAAGACGACGUAAAAGACUUUCCAACUGAAGAUUAUCCAUGAUUUCUUAACGUUUUAGUAAUAAUCCACCAGCACUUGCUUUUUAGUGUCUAUUUCUAGAAUAGAAUCGUAACAAGCGUAGACGAUAAGAGUGGUCGUGUUCGGUAGAGGCACUCUGAAUCUCAUCUCCAGUCUCAAAUUACCGUUUGAUACGACCAACAACGCGUCGUUAUCGUCGGCGGGGUUGAGAUUAAAAGCGAGUGUAGCCGGUGUUAAAAUCCUCGCAAUUAAUACACAGAGGUAAAUGUGGGAAAUUUCUGAAACUUAUACUUGUCUUAUACCUAAUCAUUAAUUACGUUUGAUUUUAAUCAGUAAGGAAAGGUUAAUGCUAUUUUUAAUUCUAAUUUUAAUGAUGAUACUUACUUUCAUUGUUAAUCACCGAUAUGUUGCCUGUCUAAUUAGCGUCUCUAAUUUAUUGAUUAUUUGAUAAUAAUCAUAGUUAUUUGAUUAUUUGGUUAUUUAAUAAUUCUUUCACUGUUAAGCACCUGCCAUAAUCAUUAGCGGGUAAGCUUAUGAUAAAUAGAUAAAAUUAGCAUAAACUUAAACGUAGAAGUUAUAGGACAAAAAAAAUAUAUAAAAUCAUAAAAAUAGAGAUGAGCAAAACUGGCUGAAUCAUCGUUAGUGGGUUAUUAUUCUCACACUUUCUGGCUUUGGCGUAAACAUCACAAGGACAUAGGCUAGCACAUCGUACCAUAUCACAGUGUUGGCUCCAUUGAGACUGAAAAAACAUGUUGACGAAGUUCAGAAUCCUUGGGCUUAAGGGCAAGAACACCAUAACAGUCUUAUUUGACCCAAUUCUGACUAGAGUGUUUAUUUAAGAAAAAUUAAAGUUAAAACUACGUUUAUAUAAUGUACAGGCGUUAUAUCACAUCUUAUUACCUUAUGAAAAUAAAAAGCAUCUUACCUUAGCAAGUGGAAAGUUGGUAAAACUCCUUGUGGCAUAAGUAAGAACUAAACAAUAGGCACCGAGACGGGAGGGGGUUUGGAGAAGAUGUUAUUGAAGCACCAGCAAAAUGCUAUUGCAGUGGCGGAUGUUAAUGUAAACAUAGGGACACAACACACCGAAUACGUGUAAUGGAAAAGCACAGACUUUAAUAGAAAGGAUUUAGGAAUUUAAAUUAAAUUAAAUUAAAUUAAAGUAAACUGACUACUCCUAACCUAAAUAAAUCAUUAAUAAACAAACUCAAAUGUAAACCAACCUAAACUGCACGCAGAGCUAUUUUGCCCUUUUAUUUUUACCUUAUUAGCAGUAUUACUUGGGUAACCUGAUGUAAAUUAAGGAUAGUGCUCGCGGCCUAAAUAGUGGGAAUACAUAGAAUGGUGUAAAUGUAAAUGUGAUAAUAAAAAUAGUGGUAAAGUCCUCAGAUUUCUAAUAAAUGUCAGACAGUCACCUUCAACUACACAGGAACAACCACAACGAAUACAUGGAACAUGUGGGUGAAUGUUGAAUUAAAGGUGUAAAGGGUAUAAUGACAUAAAUGUGUUUUUUUGGGCUAAAUAAGGUUCAAUAGAAGUUAGAUAGAACAACAAUAUGUGUCAAUAUUAAAACUUGUGACCCAUAGAGUGUAUGAAGGCCACAGAAAGGUGGGGCUGUUUUUCAGGGGGAAUAAUGGGUAAACGUCAAAACAAUCCAUAGAAACAUAGAAUCCAGCAUGGUUAGGCAGCUGGGCUAAAGGUAUAUAUACUAGCAGAUUUGUGAAGGGGGGUGUGCUUGACUGCAUCGAUUCAUGAAUCCGUGUAUUUGAGUGCCAGUUUCGGUGAUAUUUUUCUAAAUAAAACUUUUUGCUUUUUCUCAUCCAAGCCUGGAGGAGUACUUUAUUUCUUUGUUUUCUGCAAAUUUCUAAUUGGAACUACACAACUAUUGGAUUAUAUUGGUAACUGGAGAAGGCUCUAGGACCACCCUGUGGUGUCCACCUGGAGAGAGGCUCUGGGUUCCGACAUAAAUCUUUAAGAUGUCUCCUGGUAGACAUGAACAUGUUGUAAAACUGUCUGACGGAUUGUUGGUUGUUAAAUUGCGGCUGGAAAGCCUUGGAGGGGAUCUGUCAGCCAUCCUGACACAGAGCCAAGUAUUCCACAUCGUUAUGUACAAAGUUAAAAGGGGACAGGUCUCUUCUCCCCGUGAAGGCUUCGUGAUGCACCAUACCUAAAACCACAUAUUUAGGAGUGGUUCCGAGAAAUAGAGUCUCCUGGUUGCAUAUCCUAGAGUUUGCCGGUACAGAGUAUGUUUUCACAAUGACGCGUGAGAGGGGUUAGAGAGCGUUGGCUUUCAUCAGGCCCGCGGCGUGCCCCAGCCGCACGGCGGGGGCUACGGUUGUUUUUUUCACAAAAAGAGACGCUCCCAGCACGUUUAGUCGGAAUCCGGAGUCACACGCUCCCAUGAGACAGAACGCGUCAUCCCCAUCUUAAAACGGCAGUGAAAGCUGUCGCGAGGACUGAGGGGUCGCGGGAGGGGUUGGUGGUAAAGGAACAGCGUAACUGUCCUCCGGAGAUGAAGGAGGAUCGGGCAUCUCUUCCUCUACAUCUUCUGACACCUUCGGUAUGAGCCAGGUAGGCCUGAUUCUCUUAAGCACGCGCUCACAGCCGAGGUCCAUUUUUCUCUUUCUAUCUCUCUUUCACUCUUCUCCUUCCUUUGUUCAAGUCUUCUUUUAUACUAAAGUACUCUUGGGGUUUUUCACAUACCCCUUCUCUCUCCACACUGUAACUAGCCCUGUAGAACCAGCGCGCGGUGCCUGAAGCUCUACUCAACCAGCCAAGAACUUGACUUUUCGCUCUGAAACCUCCAAGGUACUGGGAAAAUUCUCCGGGAGAGAGAACCUCCCACUGCCUCUCCAAUUUCCUUCAUCCUCAUCAAAAUUCUCAAGGAAGACCUUCUUUAACACACCCCAGUCGUUAGAGGAUAACGAAGCCGGACGCCUCAGGACCGUCUCCCCACAGUUCAACUGAUAAAGCUGCAAUUCCCCUAUUUCGUAUCUAAACACAUAACCCCAUCGGCCCCCGGAAUCUGAAGGCCAUUCCUCGCACAACGGAUCCGACGGCAGUGCCUGAGUACGACGAAGA